AUGAAGAGGGCCGGGGAGCCAGGAAAUGGGCUCACACUCUGCAACCGGCCAGAGCAGGGGGCCCAGGCCGGCUCCGCGGCCCGAUCCCAGCUCUCAACAGCCAUUCGUGGGCAGACUCAACCCCAGGGCUGCAGCCCGGCCCGCCCGAGGCCUCGGCGGCCCUCAGCCCCGCGCCCGCUCCGCCGGGAGUCCGACGCCCGCCCCGGCCUCCCGCCGCCGCGUGCCUCCCGCCUCGGCUCCCGCGUCCUGCGGCGCCGCUCACCCGGGCCGGGCCGGUCUGGCGUCCGAGAGACCGCGCAGCGCGAGAAGAGCUGGGCAGGACGAGUAGGGAAGGAAGGGUCGAGCCCCGCACCGCUUGGGGCCUCCGCCACCCGCAGAGGAAGGACCGAGCAGAGCCGGGAGCACAACAGCCCGCGCCUCGCACACCCGCCGCAGCGCGCGCCCGCCGCGCCUGAGCCCGAGGCAGGCCCGUCGCUCGUGCCCGCGCACGCCGCGCCGCACUCCCAGUCGCCUCAGCGCCGCCUGCCCGCCCGCGCGGUCCCGCCCCUCACCUUCCUGCGGCGGCUUUGCCCCGCCCCUCUAGCAUGCCCGCGUCCUUCCGGUCUGCAGGCCAAUGGCAGCUCUCCCCUGUUACAUAAGCGCGCGGGGGCGGGGCCUAGGACGGGAACUGCGGGGCCCUCGCCCGCCCCUCUGCUUCCCGCCCGCUCUCUCGGUGCCGCCUCAGCGCGUCCCCCUGCCCUUGCGGUGUGUGACCUCCGGUCUGCGGGCGGCUGUCGGCCGAGUGGCUCAGCAGUCACUCCUUCGUGUCUCACUCACCCGGCCUGGCCUUCGCCCCGCCGCCCUCGUUCUUCCCUGGCCAGCCGGGAGCCCUGUAAGGCGCUAGCCGGAGCGGCGGGGGAGUCGCGCCCGGGGCCCCGCGUGGCCGCCGCUCGGCCAUGA
Messenger RNA from Mus caroli (Ryukyu mouse), 939 nucleotides. The record is from RefSeq and is a predicted model, not a curated record. NCBI's taxonomy places the organism in Eukaryota, Metazoa, Chordata, Mammalia, Rodentia, Muridae.